GAACAUCCUAUUUGUCGGCGCCGCGACCAACUUGAACACGGAUCGCUCAGGCUGCCUUGAAGCUUGUUCCGCUCAGGCUCCUCGGACUUGGCAAUCGCAAGGCUGGCACUCUGCGAAGACGGCGUGACAGAGUAAACCAUCGACUCAUAUGGCCGACGCUCGGGGCAUCACGGUCGGGGCUUCAGGCAACGAAGAAACCGCAACAACCGGCAGGUAUGGCCCACUCCUAUCAGCAAUAUUCGAAACGAAGCCGUACGGACACCCGGAAUUCAUCACAUCCACACCGAAGCAAGCACGUAUACAUGGUGAUCCGAUUUCCGCAGAACAUGGAGAUGAUAGCGGAGACAAGGCCUCUCCUUGUGCGAAGGAAAAGAAGAGAUACGGGAAAGAAUGGUCAUCUGCGGUGCCUCGGAGCAGGAGGAACACGUCCCUCGGCUCCGUGCCAUUCAAGGCCUUCGCGUCGCCUUCUUCGUCAACGCAAUCACUCUACGUAGACAACCUCGGACCAUGGUUCUCCACAGACUCGCCCUCUCAGUCAUCCUCUCUGGACUCUCUGGCAUCCUACUACUGCUCGCGACUCGGUCCGCCUGAACGCCUCACACCGAUCAAAGCCGCAACUCCAACCCGCAAGCCGACUAUAUGCGACGUCAAAUCCGCUAAACUGCCUCGCGAAGGAUUACCUGUGCUCUCCGGAGACAACGUCAAGCUCCCGACGCCCGCUAGCCUCCCGAGCACGACAUCCGACCCAGAUCUUCGCUUCUACAACGAGCUCUCGACGCCGACACGCCUCAAGUCCGCUCCCAUCUGGGACAAGCUAGAGAAGCGCCACCAAGGCAGCGGCGGCCACAGCAGGUCGCACUCUCUCGCCUCGCCCCCGUCCAGCUCUCUCAGGCGACGCCAGACCACCCGGCGCCACGCGAUCUACGGGGGCACCGGGUUGCCUGGGAUACCCGUGCCGUUCGACGACCCAGAGCAGACGAGGGUCAACCCCGCGCGCGCUACGAUUGCCUCGUUCGAUUCAACCAAGGCUGUCUGCGCCAUCAGCGAGACGUCGUUCUCGGAUUGCGAGACGGAGAGCCCUAGGAAGGACGUGGGCUGCCUCGCUGCGAGAUUCGCUUCUGUUUCUGCCUCCGAGUCUGGGUCGCCGACGAAGCCGCUGCUGACCACCCCCAUCCGCGUCCGCCGGUUCUUCGAUCCCUCUGAGGAUGACUCGGACUUGCCUGCCUACGACAUGUCGAUUACUGCUGUCUCCUCAAGUUCCUACGACGAUCUUGACCUGCCUAGCCCUGUGAAGAAUGUGAAGAAGAGAACAUCGUCUGUAUCGCCCUUGAAAUUUCGAAGAGGAGACAAGUCGAAGGCUCUGAAGCAGCCUACCAAGGGAUCCGCAAGUCUCAAGAUGAACCAUGGCACGAGCAAGCUAGACGUCUUCGACCAUCUCCCGAUUAUGCGCGAACUGUUGGACCUGGUGGACGAGGCGACGAAGAGCUGGGACAGUUCCGGGAGUUUUUGAGACGACAAGGAUUCGUAGACGUGCGUUGGGCCAAUACUGUAACAUCACUCGAUUUGUAUUGUAUUCGUAUUUGUGAUUACUGGAAUCCUGUGAGACUAUGCAAUAGCGCGAUAUAUAGGUCAGAGCUGACGAUUGACGACAGAUAAUACGGUUCGGUAAAGCGCCUCAUCCAUACGAACACUUUUGCACCUACCGAGACGUUGAAUCACCAAUCCUCUUCUGGGUCGUCAACGAUAUCCAACGGCGGCCAGAACCCCUCCACCUCCACCUCUUCCUCACCCUCUUCCUCGCCCUCACCUGUUCUCCGCUUCGGCCGUCUGCCAGCGGCCUUCAGCGCCGAGACCGCCUUCC
Messenger RNA from Rhodofomes roseus, 1861 nucleotides. RefSeq lists its product as uncharacterized. Bases 149 to 1510 code for a protein of 453 amino acids. The transcript is spliced from 2 exons. Lineage: Eukaryota; Fungi; Basidiomycota; Agaricomycetes; Polyporales; Fomitopsidaceae. The record is from RefSeq and is a predicted model, not a curated record.